GUACUCCACCGAACCCGGCUGAUUAAUGGCGGUGUCGAGUUGAAGCAGCAAAGAGUGUUGUUUGGUUUUGUUCGAUAUCGGGUGGCUUGUUGUGUGCUUUUAUUUCCUGACUAAUUGCCUUCGAAUUAAUCGCCAGACGCGUCAUUUCGUUGCUAUCGGUUCGUAUAUCAUGGAGAAUCCGGAAGAAGUCCUACAACUUCUGGAACGUUUCACCAAGUUGAAGCAGAAGGAGAUUCCGCGGGAACUGGACGACUACCUGAGCUUUGUGGCCCGCACCGGUGACACGGUUUACCGCUGGGCUGUCGUGAAGCAUCUUUUCCGCGAGAAGCUGCUACAUGUGAUCACGGAUUUCCAUGAUAAUACGCCGCGCCUUGCGGGUUUGCCACAAUGUCCGAACGUUGACCCUUUCAACUACCAUCGUAUGAGACAAACGCUGGUGGAUCGAUUGGACGCCUUCAACUCGGCUCCGUUUACGGUGCAGCGAAUCUGUGAAUUGCUAACGGAGCCACGCAAACAGUACACACGCAUUGAUAAGUUUAUGAGAGCGGUCGAGAAGAAUAUACUUGUAGUUAGUACGCAGGAACCUGGCCGCAGACGCUACGAUAGCGAAAAUGGUGACUCACUGGACUCUACCGUAAAUGGUGACGAUGUGUGCGUGGAUAUCGAGAUGGACAAUGAGGCAUUUGGUAUUGACUCGGGUGAAAUGGUGGCCAAUUCUACUUCGUCCUCUGCUUCGACGUCAUCGUCGCCGGCAUCGGCAUCCUCUUCGUCGUCGUCUUCACCGCCAUCAUCCACCAUCACGACGACAGCAACAACUGCUACGACUCCGACGACGGUGGUAGCAACAGCAGCAGUGAAAGAUGACGAAUCUACGGAUGAAGUCACUCUUACUGCAGUAAUCGAGACCCAAAAAGAGGAUAAAACUGAAGCAGAGAAUGUUUCGGAUGCGUCGGUCGCUCUCGCGAAUAGUGAAGACUCUCUAGCUGAUCAUCCAUCCAGUGAUGUCCCGGAUACCGAAGAGACAAUCGGUGAAAAAUCUGUUCCGAAAGAGCAAAACCCUGCUGCAGUUCAAAAUGACCCUGAAGAGAAGAGUAAGGAUGCAACACAAUUACAGGAAGGAAAAACCGAUGACGAACCUAAAAUUGAUGCAGUUGAUGCAAUUGCGCCACCAACCGAAGCGAAACCCGAAUCGGCUGAACUGAUAUUAAAGGAACCGACUGCUGAGGUUCCAUCGACCGUAGAAUCUCGCUCUCCGGAUGACAACCUUGGUGAGCAAUCCACAACUAUUAGUAGCACCCCAGAUGACCCAAUUGACGAUGGACAGCCCCUAGCGAAACAAGCGAAACUUUCGGUGGAAAAUCUCCCGUCACAAAAGACGACAGUUGCCCCUGAAGAAACUACGGAACCAAAGGACGAUCUCAAUGCUGACUCUUCCGAAUCAUUGGAAAGUGAUGCUUGUAGUAUUAACUUGGACUUAUCGCCUAUGCCUAGUGCACAGAAUUUAACCAGUAAUUUGACUGAAAGUUUGGAGACGGUCGUCCAUCUUGCCGAAAUUGUUCAAACAGAAGAACCCCAGGAAGCAAUCGUGGAGGUCGUACCAAAUGACCCAGAACCGGUCAUGACUGAAAGUGAACUCGAAACGGAGGCAGUCGUUCCCAUCCCCGAAGUCACUCUCGACGAGAACCCUACGCAGGCCAUCGAGCUGCCAACGGAAGCCUCCAUUAUAACCUCAGAUGAAACAAUUCCCAAACCAGCAGUGGACGAACAGCAGCAAUCGACGGUUACCCUAUCGGCAGCUUCUGAUGAAAUGGAGACAGCAGUUUUUGCUCCACUGAUGGCCGCAGAAAAUGUAAUGGCAACUGAUGAAGAGGAAACAUCCAAUUCAAAUGCAACCGCCAGUGAUGCGGUAGUUCCCAUGGCUGCGGACGUAGUUUCUGAUGCGUUGACCAAGUCCGACGACAACGCCAUGGAUGUAGAUGAGUCCAGCGUAGAACCGAUGGACCAAUAAACUCAUGUUAUGAAGCUUUAGGCACAAACAAAACAACACAAACACACAGAGAGAAACAGACCUAGAAACCCUGUCCUAUCCCCUUCUUCUCUUUCUUCAGUAAAUGUUAGACACUACUUUGUUCCAAUCCAUGCAAGGCUGCAGCUAACCAUUAUAAGUUUUUAACCUGCUGUAAUUAUUUUACUAAAAAUACGUGUUUAGGUGUAACAAAUAAAAGCCAAUUCGUGCGAUAUAUCGUAGACUAGUGUCACCCUCA
Molecule: messenger RNA, 2264 nt
Organism: Wyeomyia smithii (pitcher-plant mosquito)
Lineage: Eukaryota; Metazoa; Arthropoda; Insecta; Diptera; Culicidae
Gene: PPP4R2r
Product: serine/threonine-protein phosphatase 4 regulatory subunit 2
Exons: 3
Coding region: 170-2008 (612 amino acids)
Biological process (GO): protein dephosphorylation
Cellular component (GO): protein phosphatase 4 complex; cytoplasm; nucleus
Molecular function (GO): protein phosphatase regulator activity
Source: RefSeq, a predicted model, not a curated record